Paralichthys olivaceus (Japanese flounder) is the source of this 4299-nucleotide messenger RNA. It is a transcript of the gene bnc1, whose product is annotated as basonuclin zinc finger protein 1. Gene Ontology annotation, cellular component: nucleus. The record is from RefSeq and is a predicted model, not a curated record. Lineage: Eukaryota; Metazoa; Chordata; Actinopteri; Pleuronectiformes; Paralichthyidae. Gene Ontology annotation, biological process: regulation of transcription by RNA polymerase I.
GCCAGUUCACGACAACAUGAGAGGAGUGAAAGCAGAGGAUGUGUGUGUGCGUGUGUGUGUGUAAUGAGAGUAAAAGCAAAGUGACUUCUGUUUUUUGGUGAGCGCUGGUGGCUCAGUGAGUCUGUGUGAGAGAGGAGAGAGAAGCAGAGUAAAUGUGUGUCUAUGUUGUUGAACAAGACGCUGCUGGGUGUGAUGGCUCUUUUGCAUUAGUACUAGUGCGGACAGGAGAGUUGGAGGCAGUUGUUUUGUGGGACUCGCGAGGAAUGGCAAACUCCACGGUAUCCUUGGAAACGUCCGACUAAAUGAUAAUGGCUGAGAGCAGGCACAGCUGCCCAGUCAGAGAAAAGACCCAACAGAGAGGGGGCGAUAGAGAGAAAAGCGAUGCAAACGGAUGUCAUGGGACUGAAGGCCAGAGCUACUGCACUGUUUCAAGGCCAGGUAGCUGCCACCACCUUCAUCUCAGGCUAUCUGCUGCACUUUGGUGAACUGUAACUGUGACAGCUUCAAACCCGGGAAGCUGAAAAGAAGGCAGUGUGAAAACUGCAAGCAUGGCUGGGUAGCACACGCCCUAAGCAAGCUUAAGGUCCACCACAUGUACCAGAGCAGCCAAGUGGAGAUUGUGCACUCCAACGUGGUGUUUGACAUCUGCAGCCUGAUGCUGUACGGCACCCAAGCCAUCCCCAUUCGCCUCAAGAUCCUCCUGGACCGGCUCUUCUCUGUUCUUAAGCAGGAGGAGGUCAUCCAGAUCCUCAAUGCCCUUGACUGGACACUGCAGGACUACAUACGAGGAUACGUGCUCCAGGAUGUCGCAGGGAAGGUACUAGACAGGUGGGCCAUCAUGACAUUCGAGGAGGAAAUCGCCACCCUACAGCAAUUUCUGCGUUUUGGUGAAACAAAGUCCAUAGUAGAGUUGAUGGCUUUGCAGGACAAGGAAGGCCAGGCAGUGUUGGUUCCCAGCACCCGCACCAACUCAGAUAUCCGCACUUUCAUUGAGCGCAACACCCCACGCACUGCUGCCAGCCUCUCUACAUCCAAAGCCAAUAAGUUAAGCAGUAACAGCAUGCACCACUUUGAGAACUUUAUCAAUAGCAUGGCCUUCAUGCUGCCAUUCCAGCUGUUAGGCUCUGUUCCUGCACCAUUUCUAGGCUCACCAACAGGGACACUGCAGCAGCAGCAACACCAACAACACCAGCAACCAUGCUGUGGGUCCUUGGAGCAGCAGAGCCAAAGACGAGAUGAUCUAGGGCGGGAUGAUCUAGGGAAGGACAACCCUCUUUCACGACCUCCAGAAAGCAGUCUGCGAUGUUCCAGCUCUCUCUCAUUCACAACUGAUCUAGAAAGAGGUGGAGACAAAACAAUAGACAACCUCUCCACCACCACAAAGAUUGAAGCAGAAGACUUCUCCACUAGUGACAACUACUCCGACGGACCCUCCACGCCAUGCACACCUUCCAUGAGCUCUGAUGUAAUGCAGAUGUCACCUGAGGGGAAACUGCGCUCCUUGGAAAGGAACGGGAGCAGUGGUGUGGGGGUCUCAGGUGGGUGCGUAGGCUCCCUGAAGAAGGGUCGUGUAUUUUGUAAUGCCUGUGAGAAGACAUUUUAUGACAAAGGCACACUGAAAAUCCAUUACAAUGCAGUGCACCUAAAGAUUAAGCACAAGUGUACAAUCGAGGGCUGUAACAUGGUGUUCAGCUCGUUGCGCAGUCGCAAUCGCCAUAGUGCCAACCCAAACCCACGGCUACAUAUGCCCAUGAAUCGCAACAACCGUGAUAAAGACCUGCGGGGCAGCAUAUCACCUGAUGAAAGCUCUCAAGGAGAAAAGAGGCCUGAAUAUGGCCCACCCAUCCCUGUCUGCUCUGCAGAAAGCCAUAAAUCUGUGUCCAGCUACAUGGUGAGCCACGUGGAUGUUGGCUCUAAGCUCCACAGUAGCUCAUUCUCCAGCAUGGGCCAGAGUGGCAUUCUCUUUCCUAAUUUGAAAACAGUGCAGCCAGUCCUGCCUUUCUACCGCAGUCUAGUAACUCCAGCAGAGCUUGCCAACACCCCAGGCACAUUACCCUCUCUUCCUAUGUUGUCCUCCUCUGUACCUGUCAAACCCAUCACAGCCCUUGAACCCUGCAUGACAGACCCGAUACCAAAGAAAAAGUCACGGAAGUCUAGCAUGCCAAUAAAGAUAGAGAAGGAGGCAGUGGAAAGAGAUGAUCAGAUAGAUAAGGAGAGCAGCUCUGAGGAUGACAUUCCCUUACAUAGCAGGGAACAGGAUGAGUGUGACAGUAUCCGAGCUGAAGGGCCUUUGUGUACAAGACCAGGUGGAGAGGAGAAGGAGGUGAAUGGGGCUUACACUGGUGAAAAGAAGGAGAGGGACAGCCCUAAAAACCUGUUGGACCAAACCUUAGAUAGAGAAAUGACAGAGAGAAUCAACAAAGAUGAUAGGCCAAGGCAAGCUGAAACAGAGGUAAUCACCCGUUCAUCCUCCCCCUUUGGAAACAGACUGAUGGAGAACCACUGUGAAAACAAUUUACUAUGUCAGGAACCCGAUGAAGAAAGGAUAGACAGGGAACAUGCUAACUCACUAUAUGCACCUGACCAAAUUUCAGAGCUCAAGUGGGGCGAGGGUGAGCAUAGGGUGAGAAAUGGAGGCACUCUCCAGCUCAUAGACCAAGUCAGGGAAGAGGCUGAUGGCUGUGUCGAUGAUUAUAGUGACUCAGGGUUAUCUCACUACGAACCCGAUGCUGACCUGCAACACCACUGUGAAAUUUGCAGUAAGACCUUUAAGAACCCCUACAGCGUCAAGAUGCACUACCAAAAUGUCCACCUGAAGGAGAUGCAUAUGUGCACAGUGGAUGGCUGCAAUGCUGCCUUCCCCUCCCGCAGGAGCCGAGACAGGCACAGUGCAAAUUUGAACCUGCACCACAAGCUACUGACCAAAGAAUCCUUCAGCCCAGCCAGCACACUCUACUUGCCCUCAUCCCACAGUAGAGACAGAGAGUCUGUUUGCCUGGAUUACAGCCAGGACCGGGAUAGAGACCAGGCCCAUCGAGACCCAACCAGCCACACCUCUGUCAUCUUCCGAGGACACAACCGCAUGGGUCUGGUCUUCCCCAUGAGCAAAAUGUGUACUGCGCCAGACAGUGCUGAGGCAUUGCCCUUAGGAGAGAUGGAGGGGUUAGGAGGAGGAGGGGGCGGAAGUGGGGAGGAUGGAGCUGUCCUAGACCUGAGCACCUCUUCUUCUGCCCCACCCCGUGGCAGCAGCAGUGCAAGAUCUUCCUGGGACUCUGAUGGAGCCGGCAGUGAGGAAAGGGAAGGGGUUGAGGAGAAUGAGAUUCUCCCCAUGGAGGACAGCGAUGAAAGCUGCGAUGGGAUUGGCAUGGGAAGGCCUGGGGGCGAAGAGUUGGUAUUCGGGGGAGAGAGGACCCUCAGCAGCAUUGUGGGAGGACAAGGCGGGCUUCAGGGAGGUGGGGGUGGAUCUCCAAUAACCUGCCACAUCUGCCAAAAGGUCUAUAGCAACAAGGGCACAUUCAGAGCACAUUAUAAGACUGUCCAUCUACGACUGCUUCACAAGUGUAAAGUCCCUGGCUGUGAUACUUCUUUCUCCUCUGUGAGAAGCAGAAACAGGCACAGCCAGAACCCGAACCUACACAGGAACCUCGCUGUCAGUUCAGGUGCCAUAAUGGACCAGGAGUAGGGUCUUAAGACUGAUUUCCUUUGUCCUAUUUGUCUUGUUAUUGUUGUUGUUGCUGUUGCUGUUGUUGUUUUCUUUUGGGGGCACCUAAAAACGCUAACCAAUUAGCACUUUUUAAGUCUGUAAUAUCCUGAUGUCAUAAUUUGUAAAAACAGAGAGAAAAAAAUCAGGAUUUCAUUUGUUGCAGCAAACACAAUCUCCUUUUGGAACAAUCAGCUUUGUCUGCAAAACAAAUGUUGAUAAAGCAUUACAUACAUCUGUAUACAUAUCAACAUGCUAUUUUAAGAACAACUGAAAGUUACAGUACAUUAAUUUUCAGUCUCAAUAUUUCAUUGAAAUGCAGUACUGAUUUAUCCCUGUUGUUUUUCCUUAUAGCUCAGUUUAUACAUUAAAAACAAAAAAUGUCUGUGUUGUCCAAAUAAGAGUUAAAUCAUGACACUGUACAAUGAGACUGUUUUUCUUCCAGUUUUUUUGUUGUCAGAUGUCCACAUUGUCACUGUGAAGCUGUUCAUUAUGCAUUGAUCAAACGCAGUAGUGAAGUAACGUCUCCAUCUGAUGUUUCAUUCAUGUGGAUAAUGGUCUUCAAAAAGAGUCUUUGUUAAAAAGCUAUCAUGUUGUGA